AAUGAAAACACUCGAAUAUAGCCGCUUCCGGGUUAAACACAUGUUAUGAGUAACACAAUCUGAUAGACUGAGAUAAUUUAAGAUAUUAAAUCAGUCUGAAAGGAGGUUAAAGAUAUUGUUACCAAAAAAAUUCACACGAACUUUGAGGACAAUCGUAAAAAUGCAGGACCCUAAUGCGGACACCGAGUGGAAUGAUGUUCUACGAGCAAAGGGAAUCAUUCCGCCCAAAGAAAAAGAAGUCUCAGAGGAGGAUAUUGUUAAUAUCAUGGAAGCCACUAUCCAAAGCAAAACCACAGAUAAAUCAUUAGAUGAUAUGACGUUAGAUGAGUUAAAUGAAAGAGAAGAUGAAAUUGAUGAGGAGGAAGAGAGGAUAUUUGAGGCCUACAGGAGACAAAGAAUGGCGGAGAUGCGACAGGCUCAAAUGAAGGCUCGGUACGGAGAGGUCAAGGAAAUAUCCAAGGUCGAUUAUGUAACGGAGGUCAACAAAGCCGGGGAAGGUGUCUGGGUUGUGCUACAUGUCUACAAACAAUCAACUCCAUUAUGUAAAUUAUUAAAUCAACACAUAUCAACAUUAGCAAAGAAAUUUCCUGAUGUAAAGUUCCUACGGAGCGAGUCUAGUGUAUGCAUUCCUAACUACCCAGAUAAGAACCUGCCUACGAUAUUUAUAUACUUUGAGGGGGACCUCAAAAAGCAGUAUGUCGGACCACUAGUGUUUGGUGGCAUGAACUUUAAACAGGAUGAACUGGAGUGGAUGUUAUCAGAGGUGGGGGUCCUGAAGACAGAAUUGGAGGGUCCACCUAAACGUGAAAUCCGUGACGUCAUGGACUCGGCUGUACGGCAAAGUAGACUGGACGAUGACGACAGUGAUGAAAACGACUGGUGAUGGAAAUGUGUGCUACGUGUCAGCAUAAAAUAAAAUAAAAAACUGACCUUAAUCUCUAAGUGCCCUUUAACAUGAAAUGAAAAAAAUGCCAAAUUUUUAAACAUUUAAAAAUAUACAUUUGAUAUAAACAGAAAAAUGUUCAAAUUAUUUGGCAUAAACAGAACUGUAAAAGAUAUUGAUAAAAUAAUUUUUUUUUUACUAUUAAGAUCGGGGUAUGUUUUUGUCAUUCUAAUCAAAUCUUUAAAAAAAAUCAGGACUGAUUGGGAUAAAAUUUAUGAGAGUUGAACUGAAGAGAGUUUGUGAUAAAGCACCAAAGUACAUGUAUUUUACAUUUGAUUUUCUUAUAUUUUGAAUUGUAAUAUAUUGAAUGUAUUUAAAUGAAACAAAAACAGUGUAAACAAUUCAUAAUAUUAAAAGUGUUUUGAUUUGUAAUGCUAAGAUUUUUUAGAUUGUUAUAGUAUUCUGCAGAUCAUUUGAGCUUUUACAUUUCAGACAUUUUCUGAAUGAAUAGUAACAUCACCAGACAGUCAUAAAUGUGCAAAAUAAGUUAAGUGUAUGUUUAAGACACAAGAAAUAAGUUAAGUGUAUGUGUAAGACACUAAGAAAUAAGUGUAUGUAUGUGUAAGACACUGGGAAAUGAGUGUAUGUUUAAGACACUAAGAAGUAAGUUAAGUGCAUGUGUAAGACACUAAGAAAUAAGUGUAUGUUUAAGACACUAAGAAAUAAGUUAAGUGCAUGUGUAAGACACUAGGAAAUGAGUGUAUGUUUAAGACACUAAGAAAUAAGUUAAGUGUAUGUAUGUGUAAGACACUAGGAAACAUCUGAUAUCCAUAUUGAUGAUUCUGAAAAGACUUGGAGGAAAUGCAUAUUUUGAUUUUUAAAAAAUGCACAUCUGUUUUGGCAUUACAAAACAAUUUUUUUCCCUUGUGAAUAGAUAUGUCCUUUUUCCAGAUGAACUAGAUUUGGGGAAAGGCUGACAUAUUAUUUGAUAUUUAAUAAAUAUCUGUAAUUUCAUGUUUUAAUUUGUGAAAGAAAAUUAAAUUAAUUUUAAUAAUUUUCUAUUUUUGCUAAUGCUCAGUUUGUAUUCAUACUUGUACUUGUUAAACAUAUAUAUGUUUGUUGCAGCUUUUUGUCAUGAAUAACAUUUUUCAUCAACUGGUUUCUAACUCAUUCAGAAAUUAUAUAAGUCCUGAUGCUUAAUGUAUUCCAAUAAAAUGUGUUAAUAACCA
Messenger RNA from Saccostrea echinata, 2112 nucleotides. Its product is annotated as phosducin-like protein 3. The record is from RefSeq and is a predicted model, not a curated record. The coding region runs from base 161 to 883 and encodes 240 amino acids. The transcript has 6 exons. Gene Ontology annotation, cellular component: cytoplasm. Gene Ontology annotation, biological process: protein folding. NCBI's taxonomy places the organism in Eukaryota, Metazoa, Mollusca, Bivalvia, Ostreida, Ostreidae.